Messenger RNA from Hipposideros armiger (great roundleaf bat), 2058 nucleotides. It is a transcript of the gene EFCAB7, whose product is annotated as EF-hand calcium binding domain 7. Gene Ontology annotation, cellular component: plasma membrane protein complex; ciliary membrane. Gene Ontology annotation, molecular function: calcium ion binding. Bases 117 to 1763 code for a protein of 548 amino acids. The transcript is spliced from 12 exons. Gene Ontology annotation, biological process: positive regulation of protein localization to ciliary membrane. The record is from RefSeq and is a predicted model, not a curated record. NCBI's taxonomy places the organism in Eukaryota, Metazoa, Chordata, Mammalia, Chiroptera, Hipposideridae.
CGUUCAGUUGCCAUGGUAAUUAAAGAAAGGUUGAGGUCCGCCGGGCUGCGGUGAGCGGAUUGUGGAAUCCGUGCGGGGAACUGGCUUCGCUUCCUCGUUUGGGAGCUGGAAUUAGAAUGGCCAUCAGUCCCAGAAGUGAUGCAGCUUUCUCCAGUCAGACAUCAAUGCUUUCAGAGAGUCCUCGAACAAAGAAAUGUCCACUAACUGAAGAGGAGGUAUUUUAUAGGAAUUGUAGAGCUGCCUACUUAACUGUUUUCAAAAGCAGUUUAGAAAACAUUAACUCUAAAGAUCAACUUUAUUUAGCUCUUCAGCAUGCAGGAAGAAAUCCAUCCCAAAAGACUGUUAAUAAGUAUUGGACGCCUCAAACUGCCAAACUGAAUUUCGAUGAUUUUUGUAUAAUUUUAAGAAAGGAAAAACCAACUUCAAAAGGAGAACUGCUAAAAUCAUUUAAGCAAUUAGAUGUAAAUGAUGAUGGCUAUAUUUUACACACUGACCUUUAUAAACUUCUAACAAAGAGAGGUGAGAAGAUGACUCGAGAGGAAGUAAAUGCUGUAAUAAAUUUGGCUGAUGUAAAUGCUGAUGGCAAAUUUGACUACAUCAAGUUUUGUAAAUUAUAUAUGACAACCAAUGAGGAAUGUCUCAAAACUACUCUAGAAAAACUGGAGGUUGACAGUAAACUGAAGCGUCAACAGUUUGGAAGUCACAUCGAAGGGUCCCCUGAAGGGGACCCAUCACCAGGACCAAAACCAUCGCCUAGAAUCAUAAGAAAAACUGAUCAGGAAACAUUCUCAAAUAAAGGUGACACCAGGAGUUCUUUACUGGCAACAACCAGAAAGUUCAAAACAUCUGUUUCUUUCACAAUCACCAUGGGGGCUAAUAGUAACCGAAGCUCAAAGUUAACUGAGCCAAACUCAGUAAAGGAAUGGCAAUGUGUGCAAUCAAAAGGUUGCUUUUUCUUAGAAGAAGAUGGUGAAAUCAUUAGUCAUCAAUACAGGAUGCAAAUUCCUCAGAGAUCAAUGGUUUAUUUAACAAUUAAGCCAUUAAACCUGAGUCAAGUUGAAGGCAAGUUUAAAUUUUGUUUAUUUUUAAAGAUAUCAAUUUAUGCCUUCUUUGUAAAUACUGAUGUAUUUGAUAAAAAGGUUUCUGGAUGGACUGGUGAACUAGGACCUGGAAUUUAUUGGUUAAUUCCUUCCACAACUGGCUGUAGGCUGAGGAAAGGAAUAAAGCCAAUAACAGAAGAAGCCCAGCUUGUAUAUAGAUAUGAAACAGGGGAAUUAUUUCUUACAAAGGAAUUUAGGUCAACUUUAUCAGAUAUAUUUGAUAUAAUUGAUCUAGAUGGAAAUGGUCUUCUUAGCCUUGAAGAAUACAAUUUUUUUGAAUUGAGAACCAGUGGUGAGAAAUGUGAUGAAGAUGCUUGGGCUGUUUGCAGAGAGAAUUUUGAUACAAAGAAGAAUGAACUAACGCGACAGGGCUUUAUGGAUCUGAACCUAAUGGAAGCCAAUGAUCGCGAAGGAGACCCUCGUGACCUUUGGGUCACUCUGCACUCGAUGGGCUACAAUAAAGCUCUGGAACUGACAGAGACAGAUAAUAAAGUGAUUAUUCACAUCAACAAUGAGCUAAGUAGAAACUGCAUAAAUAACAGAGGACUCAACAUAUUUGCAGUAGAAGUGGCACCAAAGUCUACAAUGGUUUGUCAACAUGUAAUGCCUCUGAAUGAACGACAAGAAUGGAUAUAUUAUUGUGUGUAUUCCCUUAUAUCCUAAAUAUUGUUUUUAGGAAAUAAUUCUACUUGAGACUAUCAAACUAUGAAGAAUUAUUCCAGGUUAAGUCUGUUAUUCAUUGAUCAACUAAAUGCUAAUCAAUUUAACUGAUGUACAUAAAUAAUCUAAUUUGUAUGCAUUUAUGUUUCAUGCUACAUUAUACACUUUAUUGUUAAGUAUAAAUCAUUUUUUUAAUGUAUGACCUUAUUUAGUGGGAAAUCUGCACACAUUUUAUUUAUGAAUAGUAAAUAAAAAAAUUACAGGUAAGCUUUUAAAAAAUAAUACUUAAUGACUUCUA